Camelina sativa (false flax) is the source of this 573-nucleotide messenger RNA. RefSeq names its product putative defensin-like protein 235. Gene Ontology annotation, biological process: signal transduction. Lineage: Eukaryota; Viridiplantae; Streptophyta; Magnoliopsida; Brassicales; Brassicaceae. The record is from RefSeq and is a predicted model, not a curated record.
UCUACCCAUCAAUUACGUUGAAGAAAAGUUUGUCUUUUAAGUGAGUACCUUUCCAAGUCGUGUUCAUAUUAAGCCCUUUUUUUUUGUUCAUUUCAUUUCCACCAUCAGCCAACACUAAAAGAAACAGAGAAGAAAGAUAAUUUCAAUUGGAAAAUUUAAAAUCCACACAGUAAGAAUCAUGAGAUCCGCCACUUUGCUUCUGGUUUGUUGUAUUCUCAUAUCUUUCAUUUUCAGCCAUGUUAAAGAAGUGGAAGCUGGAUUGAGUCCCAUGGCGGCUAGCCUACGAGUCCGGAAGGAUAUAUUUGUGGGAGGAUGCGGCAGCGACGGAAACAAAACAUGCAUAAACGACUUUGUUAAGAAAGGAGGUGCAGCCAAUAAGCCUUUUAGUUGCGAGUGUGAUAACUUUGGCUUCGAACAUUUAUGCCGAUGUAAUUUUACUUGAUGAAAUUUUUUUCUUCCUAGCCUAUUGUUAUAUCUCUUACAAAAAGCAAAAAAAAAUUCAAGAAAUAAUAAUAUAACAGAAGGAACUAUUUUUUUUUUUUUUUUAAUUGUGGGUGUGUAAUAAUCUUAAAG